CAAGGAAAUUUUAAUGAAGCUGAAUAAAAUUUUAAUAAUGUGAACAAAUAUUCUUAAAAAUAUGUCUAUUAACAUAUAAUAGAUUUAUAUAGAGCUAUUAUAAAGAAAGUACAUAAUAGCCAUUUAGAAUCUGCAAAAUUAUUUUUUAAAUAUUCUUAAUUUUAAAGAUGAAAAAAAUAUUUUUAGCGUUCAAAAAUCGAUUGAAAUUUUAUGUAAUUCUGGAUUAUAAUUAGAAUAUGCAAAAGAGAUGGAAGAAGCUUUUAUGUGUUAUCAGAAAGCAAAAUAAUUAGAAAGUAGUAAUAUAAAUGCAUUAAAAUGUUUGAGCUGGUUAUUAUUUUAGAAAAAAUGUUAUAGGGAAUCUAUGGAUUCGAUUUAAAGAGCAUAUUAAUAAAAUAAUAAAGAUUUCGAAGUUCUUUUAAUAAUGGCUAAAAAUUAUGAUCAAUAAAAUUAAGUUAAACAGGCUUUAGAAUAUUUUAUAAAGGCGAUAUAAGUAAAUGAUAAAAGUUAUAUUUGUUGGUGUUAUUUAGGAAUUACAUUUUUUAAAUUGAAUAUGAUGAAAGAUGCUUUCACAUGUUUUAAUAAAAGUUAUAAACUAGAAAAUAAUAUUGAGGUUUUGUUUAAUAUUGGCUUACUUUUUGAAAUAGGAAAAAGCUAUAUUGAAGCACUUAAUAUUUAUAAAUAAAUAAUUAUGGUAUGUCCAGAUGAUUAUAUGGUUGUAAGAAAAAAAAUCAAUAUAGAAAGAAAUGCUUUAAAUUAAAAUUAAGAGCCAUUAAAUAAAAAAUAAUUAAACAAAUUAAAAAUGAAUUUAAGAGAACCUCCAUAUAAACCUACUGUUAAAUUAUGGUUAGAAGAAUUGGACGAUUAAGGAAAAUAAAAGUUAUAAGAAUAAGAAAAUUAAUAAAUAUAAUAAAUAAAUAACUCUUAAUAACUAAAAUAAAAAUUUUCUUUUGAUCCUAAAUAAACAUAACAAUAAAAUGAUAAUAAAGAUAUAUAUGAUAGUUAAUUUAAUACACCUGGAUUAAUCGCUUAAACUCCAAAUUAUAAACUUCUGGGUGAAUCUUUUGCUAAAAAAAUAGUUGAUGUUAAAACACAUAAGGAAAGUUUAUAUAGAAAUGUUUUAGAUUUUCAUAAAAAUAGUUUUGAUGAUAUAUUCACAAGAAAUAGAAAUAAUUCUAUUUCUAUGCUUAUAUAACAUAGUAAUAUGAAAAAUGAAGAAUAUACACAUUAUAAUUAUCUAGAUGAUUAAGAAUUAAUUUAUAAUUUUUAAACUGAAAAUAAAAAGAAUAGUAUAUUAUAUAGAAAAAAUUCAGAAGAUAAUAGAAUUAGAAAUAACUCAAAUGCCUCUAAUACUAAUACUUCACCUUUAUAAAAAUCAGGAAACCAAAAAGGUGAUAAAAGUCCUGAAUUUGAAAACAAUUUAUAAGAAAAACCAAUUAAAAAAACUAAAACAUCUAUAAAUAAUCAAUAAAUAAAGUCUAAUAAAAAUUUAGAAUUUUGUAACAAAAAUUUAAUAUUUAAUAAAUUAGGGAUUAAAAAAUAAAACUGA
Messenger RNA from Ichthyophthirius multifiliis, 1546 nucleotides. RefSeq lists its product as hypothetical. Lineage: Eukaryota; Ciliophora; Oligohymenophorea; Hymenostomatida. The transcript is spliced from 8 exons. Gene Ontology annotation, molecular function: protein binding. Gene Ontology annotation, biological process: cell division. The record is from RefSeq and is a predicted model, not a curated record.